UCUCCAUUUUUUAUCAUCACUUCCAUCUUUACCAUUUCAGGCUAUCUUGCAUGCAUUCGUGGCUAACCUAAAGAGCCUGGUUAUUAAAUAAGUAGUUUGUGACGUCAUACAUUCUUUUCCUACGCGCAUGACUGCUUUUUGCUAAUCAGCAAUCUAAGAGUUGCUUAUAAAAGAAACAUGUAGUGAGAUUAAGUUAGUUCAAACGUUGAUGAAAGAAAGAUAGCUGUUGCAAGAGGUAAUUUAUUACUAAACGAGACUAACACAACGAGAUGCCUUUAGCAGUUGCAGAUGUUCUUCUACCGAAACAAGUAUGCGAUUCUUGUUAUGCCUCGCUUACUCAAAUAUACAACGACAUGUUCCAGUUAACACCUAAAUCAAACCUAAAGAACGCCUUAACAAAGACAAACUCUAACGGUUUGGAUGUAAACGUGUAUGAUGCAUCUCAAGCGCACAGGCGCUCUAACAAACUUUUAAAUUUGGGCUCAUUUAGAAAGUCGAUCCCGCAAGAGUCUGAUGUAAAAGACACACGAAAAUCAGAUAAAAGAAUAAGUAAAAAACAAAAAAUCUACAAAAGUAUUGAAUCUAUCCCUACUUGGGUUGAAAACGACUCCAAAUCGAACAUUGUUGGAACAAGUAUCGAGUUUGUUACGAAAUUCUAAUAUGACUGCAUUAUCAAUUUCCACACGGUGCGGAAAACGGCGUGAUUACCCGUCUGAUUGUGACUGACCUGCAUUGAAUAAUAUUUUCACGUUACGCUCCUUGAGCUGCAGAAUAACUUGAAUAAAGAACUGGCUGGUCCAGAAACCUGAUAAAGUUGUUUUAUAAAACAGUAGUUGUAUGGUGAAGUUUGUUCUAGCAUUUGUAAAUUGUACAUAUUUAUAUAUAUAUUAUUUAUUAUAAAUCUUUGUUUAUUAAACUU
Hydractinia symbiolongicarpus is the source of this 919-nucleotide messenger RNA. RefSeq lists its product as uncharacterized. The coding region runs from base 270 to 659 and encodes 129 amino acids. The record is from RefSeq and is a predicted model, not a curated record. The transcript has 2 exons. Lineage: Eukaryota; Metazoa; Cnidaria; Hydrozoa; Anthoathecata; Hydractiniidae.